AUGUCCACUCCAUUGUCUCAUGCCGACAUCGUGUUUCUUGCGCAGUCGUUCCUCCGCCUGUCUCCUACUGGCCUCGUCACUGAUUGCAUCACUUGCGGUGGUGCAGUUUCGCUGUCAAUUUGUCGGUCCGAUAAGCAUGGGAAUGGCGGAAAACCCAUGGCAAUGCAUCGAUCGUGCUCUUUCUACCGUUGGUAUCCACAACUACUUGCCUUCCCGCACAUCAUGACAUUAAUUCCCAUGUCAACCACAUCACCGAGUCCCCCCAACUCUCAACCAAUCUCGCAACCUAUUGCCUCCUCUAGCAGUACUACCCUCGCUAUGCUGCCACCCUCCUUGACGCAGCCCUCGGCCUCCUCUAGCAGUACUACCCUCGCUAUGCUGCCACCCUCCUUGACGCAGCCCUCGAGCAAGCGACAACGCAAGCGGGGUGAGCGGUGUCUAGGUUCUUUCUGCCGUCGCCCGCGUGCCUUGCACUGCAGCCGUAACUUGUGCUCAAGGCAUUGUCGCGAGGCUGGCGGAUGUCAUUUCCAUGGAUUUCUCGACGGCCUGACUAUGCAUGGAGAUGAUGAGGAUCUGCACGACAAGGAUCUGCAUGAUGAGUUUUUGACUGAGGAGGUUGAGGAUGGUAGCUUUGGCCGUGAGGAGCUCCGUCAAGCAUUGAAGGCCUCCCUUGACGACUUUGGCCUUCCGAUCCCAGGUGCACCAGUCCCUUCUAUGCAUGACCUACUGUCUGCACCGCCUGCUCCUAUCCCCCCAAGCAUGCCUUUUGAGGCUGAUUCGCCUCCUCCUCCUGUGCUACCUAUGGCAAAGCAUCCGCGAAUCACCCAACAGAUGGACCCUAUAUGGGCGACUGAUCUCCGUGCCCGGGCCCGGCAGGAGGCAGAUGAUAAGCGGGUUGAGGAGCGCCGCAAGGAGAUGGAACGAGAAGCGAAGCAGCACUUCGUGUUGCAUUGGUUUGAUUCUGAUGAUGCCGCUGUCAGGGUUGAAUGGGUGUCCAAGUGUCCUUACUAUCCUCAAUGGCAGCUUGCCGAUGAUCCCGAGCUUGUUGCCUCCUUGGGCACAGAUAUCCAGAAGAUCGAAGUGUACGAUGCACACUUGCAACGCUGGAUUCCCACUGCCCUCACGCAUACCAUCUCCCUCGAGUCUGGCUGUCAUAUCUUCCUCCGACGUUAUGGUGUCACGCAGUGCGACCGCUUCCAGGAGCUGUUGAUGGCGUCCAAAUACGUCUCACGCCCUCGUCACCUUCGGCUCAAUAUGAGAGGUGAGCGUGACGUUGUGCGAACCAAGCUCAAGGCCAAGCGGGAGCAGGCACCACUCCUAGAUCCCGAGGCCGAGAUCAUCGAAAUAAUGUCCUCCCCCCCUGUCAGCAAAGUCAAGCGCGAACGGGAGGAGAGUAGCGAGCUUGCUUUGACUCCUGUGCGUCCACGACUCACUGCCGAGGACUUCAACAGCCGUUAUGCAACAUCUAUGUCGCCCACUCCCUCUCCACUCCUCUUCCGCAGUCGCAGCAUCAUCUCUCCCUCAUCCAGUCCCCCUCGUGACACGAUCUCUAUGUCAUUUUCAUCGUCAGCAUCUUCUGUGAUUUCACUCACGUCCUCGCAUCACUCGACUGCCCCGGUGAAGGUGCGCACACACCAACGAGCAAUCUCCACUAAGGAACCUGCCAUCACUGCCAUUCCCGUACCCGACUAUGAUCCUGCAAAGUUAUGGCAGGUGUGGCCCCACGGCAUGUACACCAUUGAUAUGGUGGCCGGCUUUCAGCAGAUGGAUGACAAGCGCCUGCGAGCGAUGUACCGUCAGCAUGAGUUGUUCCCUCUCAUAUUUGGCGUCCCCUUCGUCAAAGCCACCUAUCACCACAAUCACAAGGUGUGGCGAGUGACCGAUCACACGGUCCUUGCUGAGCAUGAGGCCGCGGGUCAUUCAUCCUCGGGUCUAUGGUCACACUACCUUGACGCUCGUCGCAAGGCACUUGGGCAGCAGAGCAAGAAGAGCCAGAGGCCUAGCAAGGCCAAGUAG
Suillus clintonianus is the source of this 2016-nucleotide messenger RNA. RefSeq lists its product as uncharacterized. The coding region runs from base 1 to 2016 and encodes 671 amino acids. Lineage: Eukaryota; Fungi; Basidiomycota; Agaricomycetes; Boletales; Suillaceae. The transcript has 3 exons. The record is from RefSeq and is a predicted model, not a curated record.